Molecule: messenger RNA, 2381 nt
Organism: Drosophila obscura
Lineage: Eukaryota; Metazoa; Arthropoda; Insecta; Diptera; Drosophilidae
Exons: 6
Biological process (GO): regulation of transcription by RNA polymerase II
Molecular function (GO): DNA-binding transcription factor activity, RNA polymerase II-specific; RNA polymerase II transcription regulatory region sequence-specific DNA binding
Source: RefSeq, a predicted model, not a curated record
UUCCGAAGCAGUAGUCAGCUUCAGUGCGAUCUACAGACUCACUCUCGACUCCUCUCCGCGCUCAUUUUUUUUUACGCCACGAAACCGCGUUCGCCGCGUGACAGCUUUCAGUUGGAUUAUUCAAUUGACUUUUUCAAAACGUAUAUCGAUACGCAGCGGUUUUACGCCGGCCACAAGUUGGAUUUCAAACAUCAAAGUUGUGCCGGCGGCCCUGGUUCCGGUGGUGGUAGUGGUGGCGCUGCUGGAGGAGUCGUCGUCGGCGGCAAUACCAACUCAGCCACCCAACAUCAGCAAUCAGUAAUCAGCAGCGGCAACAGCACAAGCAACGGAAGUAGUAACAGCUCGGCCCUGUCGCUUACCCACAACCACAACCCGCACGUCCAUAACAGUCACUCCCACACUCACGGACAAUCCCUAGCGAUCACACACGCUCAUCACGGUCUGUUGCCAUCGGUAUCCGUUUCCGUGCCCCAGCAACAACAGUCGCAACAGUUGCCGACCGGAGUGGGAGCCGCAGCUCCUCUGCUGCAGCAUCAGCAGCAGCAUAGUCAACAACAGCUGAUCAACAGCAGCGGAGUUUCCGUUGCCCCGACUCUGUUGAUCGGCAACGGACCGAGCUCAUCUGGAACGGGAUCAGGAUCAGGCGUCGUGUCAGCAGUCGCAGCGGCCGCAGCAGCAGUCGCCUCGAUACCACAAGUGGCGCCCCACAGCCUUGGUCUCAGUCCGCAGUCCAGCGCUGACUCGCAGCAGUUUAACAUUUUCCCGGCGAUCUUCAGCCGGCAACUGAACUUUUCUUCGGGAGGGCAGGCAGGAAAACUGAGCAUGGAUGAGCUUCGCCCCAAUCUGGUAGGCGGGUUAUUGGGCCUGCAGCAGGGGUUGCUCGAGGAUCAUGCCAGUAUGCAGCAUGGAGGCGUCCAGGAUUCCAAAUUCAUGUCGUUCCAGGACCAGCGGCUGAUGGGUAUCGGCGGCUCUCACGAAAAUCGCCUGCUCAGCCUCGCUACGUCCGUACAGGACGCGCGAUCUCCCAUCACCACACUAGACAAAUCGUCCACGUCGCUAAACCACCAACGGAAAUGUAGCAGUACGCCAGAGGACUUCAGUGCCCUGUACUCAGGCCUACCCACACCUGGAAUGGAUUCAUCAUCGCACCACCACACUCCGGCACACACGCCACCCUCACGACUCUCCGACCACACAAUAUCGGCGGAAGGUGCAUUCAAGAAGCUUAAGCCGGAACCCAACAGCGGCCUCCCGACAGUUUCCGCCGGCAUCACGUCGCCCGGAAGCGGAUUAUCAACGCUGAGUCAGCACGCUGGCCACACCCCAACCACUGCAUCCUGCCCUACGCCAGCCAGACGGAGACAUCGAACCACAUUCACACAGGAACAAUUAGCGGAACUGGAAGCUGCAUUCGCCAAAUCGCAUUAUCCGGACAUUUACUGUCGCGAGGAGCUCGCGCGUACAACAAAGCUGAACGAGGCACGGAUACAAGUUUGGUUUCAAAAUCGUCGCGCCAAGUAUCGCAAGCAAGAGAAACAGCUUCAGAAGGCAUUGGCACCAUCUGUAAUUCCAUCUUGCAACGGAAUGAUGCGAAAUAUUCAGGGCUAUAGUGUUUCCCGCGGGUAUCAGCCAUAUCCCCAUCAUAAUACCAUGAAUCGAUAUCCUCAGGAUCUUUUCCAAAUGGGCGCCUCCUCGUAUCCAGGUAUGACGCAACCGUUCUCAAUGGCGCAUGGUACAAAUAUGGGGUCUGUUGGCGUGCGUCAGGACUCGAUGGGCAUGUCCCCGGAAGAUGAGUGGUACAACAAGAGUCUAUCCGCUCUACGGAUGAACUCGUCGCAUCAUCCGAAUCUAUCGGCACCAAUGCUCCAAUACCAGACAUAAUCAAAAACCUUUGACGACUUCUUUUAAAAGAUCGCUCCACAGCCGCCCAAUCAAGGGCGGUUGAUUUGCGGUGCUUUAAGAGCGAGUACGUCAAAUGGUGUCCCGCAACACAAGCAUGUAUCCGUGAAUAUUUCUGUCUAUAACUAUGCAUAUAUCUGUGUAUAUAUGUAUAUAGUAAAAUGGCAGUCGGUAGUUUCCAGCCCUACGUUCCAGCUCUAGACUAAAGAUACGCAAAGAAAACCAAACCGGGCAGAUCGCAGCUCGAUCAAAUCGUUCGGUUGCACUUCUAGCUAGCUGUAUGCUAGACGUACUUAUAAGACUUGUUGAUAUUAUCCUGUUUUUUUGUGCACUACAUGUCUUGGAAGGUAAGCGAAUAAGCCGAAUCAGACUCGAAAGUAAACAAAAAAAAAUGGAAUAUACUGUAAUAAGAAACUAGUCAUAGAAUUUAAUUGAAUUGUGUAUUGAGAUUUUAGCGUGACAUUAUAAAGAAUAAAAGUAAA